Messenger RNA from Yamadazyma tenuis ATCC 10573, 758 nucleotides. RefSeq names its product succinate dehydrogenase cytochrome b subunit SDH3. Gene Ontology annotation, cellular component: membrane. NCBI's taxonomy places the organism in Eukaryota, Fungi, Ascomycota, Pichiomycetes, Serinales, Debaryomycetaceae. Gene Ontology annotation, molecular function: oxidoreductase activity, acting on the CH-CH group of donors; electron transfer activity. The record is from RefSeq and is a predicted model, not a curated record. Gene Ontology annotation, biological process: mitochondrial electron transport, succinate to ubiquinone; tricarboxylic acid cycle.
AACUCACUCUAAAGAAUGUUGUUAACUCGUGUCGGAUUAGGAUUAGGAUUAAAGAGAUCCACUCAAGUUUUGAGAUACUCCCCAGCAUUUGCCAGAUAUGUGUCAACUAUCAAAGCCAGCCACGACGAAGAGCAAGCAAUUUUGGUCCAACAAAGAAAAAACAGACCAGGAUCCCCACACUUGGAGAUUUACCAACCUCAGCUCACAUGGGUGUUGUCAUCAUUCCACAGAAUUACCGGUGUGUUGAUGGCAUUCGGGUUCUACGGAUUGACGUGUGGCUAUGCUGCCUCCAGUGUCUUGGGAUAUCCGCUUGACGUGAACAGUUUGAUUGCUGCUUUUGGCAGUUUACCAUUAGUGGUGAAGAUUGGUGCCAAAGCAGGAAUGGCAUUCCCAUUUGUGUUCCACUCUUUCAACGGGUUGAGACACUUGUUGUGGGACAGUGGAAGAGAGUUGACUGUCAAGGGGGUGUAUAGGACCGGGUACGUUGUGUUGGCGUUGACCGGGGUGUUGGGAACAUACUUUACUUUUAUGUAGGCAUAUAUGAAAUACACUAUUUAUUCGAUUGAAGAGGAAUAUUUAGAUAGUCGUUCAUGGUUAUUUAUACACCAUUCAUCAUUAUUGUCUACCUCAUCAUUAUCGUCUAUUCUUAUACACCUCAUUCAUUAUCGUCUAUACACCACUCAUCAUUCUCGUUUAUAAACUACUCAUCAUUCUCUUUAUAUACCACUUAUCAUUAUCGUCUAUACACCUCAUCAUUA